This is a messenger RNA of Photinus pyralis (common eastern firefly), 2292 nucleotides long. RefSeq lists its product as uncharacterized. Lineage: Eukaryota; Metazoa; Arthropoda; Insecta; Coleoptera; Lampyridae. Gene Ontology annotation, cellular component: transcription factor TFIIIC complex. Gene Ontology annotation, molecular function: histone acetyltransferase activity; protein binding. The coding region runs from base 45 to 2267 and encodes 740 amino acids. The transcript is spliced from 6 exons. The record is from RefSeq and is a predicted model, not a curated record. Gene Ontology annotation, biological process: transcription initiation at RNA polymerase III promoter.
CAUUGAUUACUGACAUAACCUUAAAGAUUUUUCAAAUUGUAGCGAUGUGUUCCGAACUAAAAUUGCUAGACACGGUUCCUUUGCAAAAUAAGAGCGCAAUUAACAUUGGAAUAAUUCCAUCUGAUGAUUCCCAAUACUGCAUUCUGGUCGAAGAUGGAAUUUAUGUUUUCAAAUUGUGUGGUCUAAUGGACAACUUUUUAAAAACUAUGUCUUUUAUGAAGUGGUUUAUCAAACCGGGAGACUUUGCACUCAGUUCACACUUGGGAAUCGACAUAAACUCGUUCAUAACGUCCCUGCCACAAUUUGAUAUGUACGAAGCUGUUUUACGACUGGACUUAUCCGAAGAGUUAAAGGAAGCAUUGCCUUUAAAGCAACAGCCAGUUCAGGCAAAGUGGUCCAGUCUCGGAUUGGUCUCUAAUAACAACUGCGUACUGGCCGCAAUGUCGAACACAGGCGCCUUACGUGUUUACGCAUUUACGACGAAUGAAUCUGAAAUUGAGGAGUUUAUUGAAGUUUGCAAUGUGACGGAGAUUUGUGUACGUUAUUUCUCUGUGAAAUUUUUUCCAACCAUUUUUCGAGGUGCCACCUAUAGCAGUUUGUUUGAGGAAUUAAAGAAAAGAGCCGGAAUAGCCACUCCUUCUGCUUUCACAUGGACUCAUCUAAUAAGCAAAGAUGACGAAGUAUUUACGUUUCUUAUGGUGGGGCAUUACGAUGGUGGUGUUACUGUUUGUAGAAUUAAGCAGAUGAAAAAUAACGAAACGUUCUGUGAUUGUCGAGUGGUAGGGUAUUUCCAAACUCAUUUGAAGAAGCCUACGUUUAUGCAUUGGCAACAAGCCAACGAUGACGGGCUGCUCAUUGUUGGUGACCUUGAAGGUAGAAUUAAGGCAAUUUCGGUAACGCAAAUAUCACAGGAAAGUGUUAAGUUUGAAAAUGAAAUAUUUUUAUGGGGGGAAAGUGAUGGUUUACGUACUGAUUGUCUUAAAGUGGUGGUUCACGAUAAGAACAUCUAUGUUCUAGCAGUAAAGGGGAGUGUUUUAGUUAUUACUCUAAUUGAUGAAUCGGGGCGAGUUGCAGAUGUGUAUCCGUUUCAUGUUGGAGAUUUCAUUAUUACAGGUGUAGAACACUAUGAAGGAAACACUAUUUUAGUAUUGACAUACACUGGUGUUCUGAAGGAGGUGAUGCUGUUCAAUGAAGAGAAUAAAAUAAAAAUCAAAUGGCGACACUUAUUCAUCGAUUACAAAUGGUGGUCACACCGUACUCACGGUCUCAUAGUGUCACAAAAUAGAGUAUUUAUAGGAGUAUUAGUCAGCAUGUCUAAGUUGACGAAUAUCAAAAAACGAAAAGAUCACGUUCGCCUAUUGGUUUUUAUGAACGUGGCCAAGAAACCUCUCCAAGUUUUAUUGAAUAAUGAAAGUAACACCCUGACUUCCUACUGGGAUUGUCUGGAGGUCUUGCGAUUGAAUGGACUUCUCGACAGAAAAUUGUCUAAUGAAGGACUAUCGCCCGAACUCGAUUACGAUAAAAUGUCUUUGGUUCAAUUGAAAAUGUGCCUUGCCUUGGCCAAGUCGUCGGAAGUGAUGGUUCGCAAUUCGCCCGUCAUGCAGACGACUCCCACUUUGAAGUCGGACGAGUUUAAAUAUAUUUUGAAGAUAAGGCUAGCAAUGGACCAUAUGUAUCGAUUAUUGGACCAACUUGCCAAUGGGGGUCAGCUUUCCGUAUUUCACAUGCAGAGUCUUGACUUGUUAAAUGCGUUUUUAAAAGAAACUGUUGCCAAAGGGAUGAUUCUAAGGUUACUUUUGGGAAAGCUGACGUUGGACGGAUUGUAUGAUAUUAUUGCUACUGCCAGUGAAUUGAAGUAUCCGGAUCCUCCAGUUUGUGUAUGGUGUGAGGAAAAGAUUAUAGGUCUGUCUUGCGUACCAGCCCAUUCUGACACACGAUGCUGCAUUUCAUUCAUGCCAGUUACACAUCUACCAUACUACAAGUGCAAGUUUUGCAAAUCAACCGUACAUGUGAAACUUACUGACGUUUAUAAGACAAUGUUGUGCCCCUACUGUGAUAUUCCGCUUAGUUAUGUUGGUAGAUUAAUCCUCAAAGACCAAGACUCGCAUCCUGUCGAGAUUAGUGUGGACCUACGUAAGGCGAAUUGUAAAAGUGAUUGCGUCGAAGAGUCUGUAAACGUGGACGAAGUCGAGCAUGCCUUCACAUAUCUUGACACAAACGAGCUGCUCGACAUAAUACAGAUUUCAGAUGAUGAUAAUAGUAAUUAAAUAACCUAAAUUAAUUUUGUAUUUA